GGUGCAGAAUCUUUCCACCCCUAGACUCCAAAAACCCAAUCAGACAAGUGGCCGUAAUCUGACUCCCAGCUCACUGGGAGCUGAGGGGCAGGCAAUGAGCGUGGCACUCUGGCCAGGGGAGGCAUGAGUGACAGACCCGCAGCCAGGCGGUGGGGGAAGUGUGGACCUCUGUGUAGAAGAGAGACUAUCAUGGUGGCCUUCAAAGGGGUCUGGACUCAAGCUUUCUGGAAGGCAGUCACUGCGGAAUUUCUGGCUAUGCUUAUCUUUGUCCUCCUCAGCCUAGGAUCCACCAUCAACUGGGGUGGAGCAGAAAAGCCCCUACCUGUUGAUAUGGUUCUCAUCUCCCUUUGCUUUGGACUCAGCAUUGCAACGAUGGUACAGUGUUUCGGCCACAUCAGUGGCGGCCACAUCAACCCUGCUGUCACGGUGGCCAUGGUGUGCACCAGGAAGAUUAGCAUCGCCAAGUCAGUCUUUUACAUCGCAGCCCAGUGCCUGGGUGCCAUCAUUGGAGCCGGGAUUCUCUACCUGGUCACCCCUCCCAGUGUGGUGGGGGGCUUGGGGGUCACCACGGUUCAUGGAAAUCUUAGCGCUGGUCACGGUCUCCUGGUAGAGUUGAUAAUCACAUUUCAGUUGGUGUUUACUAUUUUUGCCAGCUGUGAUUCCAAACGGACUGAUGUCACUGGUUCAAUAGCUUUAGCAAUUGGAUUUUCUGUUGCAAUUGGACAUUUAUUUGCAAUCAAUUACACCGGUGCCAGUAUGAACCCUGCCCGAUCCUUUGGACCUGCAGUUAUCAUGGGAAAUUGGGAAAACCACUGGAUAUAUUGGGUUGGACCAAUAAUAGGAGCUGUCCUUGCCGGCAGCCUUUAUGAGUAUGUCUUCUGUCCAGAUGUUGAACUCAAACGUCGUUUCAAAGAAGCCUUCAGCAAAGCUAGCCAACAAACAAAAGGGAGCUACAUGGAGGUGGAUGACAACAGAAGUCAGGUUGAGACCGAGGACUUGAUUCUAAAACCUGGAGUGGUACACGUGAUCGAUAUUGACCGGGGUGAGGAGAAGAAGGGGAAAGACCCAUCUGGAGAGGUGUUAUCUUCAGUAUGACUAGAAGAGAGCACUGAAAGCAGACAGGAGCCCCCAGAACUGUCCUCAGAUUUCCUUCCACCCAUUAAGGAAACAGAUUUGUUAUAAAUUAGACAUGUGCAGGUUUGUCGUUUCAUGUCAUAUUACUCAGUCUAGACAGUAAAUAUUUCAUUAUUUACCAAGGAGGAAUGGAAGAAACCUAUCGUGAAUUUCAGAUCUCUAAAAAAAUCUUUUUGAUGUAUCCCCAGAGCAAAUAUGUAUCUAAUUUAUCUAUUUGCUAUUCGUUAAUAAUCCAUUUAAAACGCGUGUCAAGAUUUUGUAAAACCUUGUCUGACUGAGUUUACAGGCAUGCCUAUCAGUUUAUUUCUCCUCUACCAUGAAAUCAUUGUGGGCAAUCCUCAUUUAAGUAUUUAUUUUGUUAAAUCAAGUUUAUCAAUGGCAAAAGACAAUACGUCAGAGAGUCGUGCAUAUUCAAGAAAAAAAUAUAACCUGUUCUUUUACAAAUAAUCCCUUAUGCAUAAACUGCCUUGGCAACAAGAAUAUUAACAAGAGUCAUUGCUAAUGAAUUGUUUUCAUUUAUAUUUCAAAUACCCAACAACCAACCCAAACUUCAAUUCAUAAUAUUCCUUCCUCCUCCUUAAUGCCUAAGGUAAUAUGGAACUAAAGCCCAAAAAUUCGAAGAAUGUUCAGGGAUCACCUAAUAAAAUAUCCAAAUCCUAAGUCGCCUAUUCAGAUUCAAGACAAACAGACUUAUAAGAUCUUAUAGGGGUGGAUGGAAAUCUGUCAUCAUACAAAACUCACAAGGAAAAAGGAAAUCUGUACACUGGUUUCGAUAGUUGAUCUGUUUUCAGUGCGCAUCCUCAAAUAACACCGCAUGUUAACAAUCUAAACUCUUAACCACUUAACCUUUUGCAUAUAUUUUUUUAAUUUAUUGGCAAAACUGGGGAUUUUGUUGGUUAUCUAUAUUUAAACAUUAGCUGAGACAUAUUUUUGAUAACAAGAGCAUAACUAGUCAAGUCCUAACUUUUUGUUAAUUAUUAAGUUCUGCUCGUUCUAGAAGGUGUAAACUGGUCCUGCCAGUCCCAGUCGCUGCUACUCUCCCACUUCUCAUGACAUUUAUUGAUAAUCUUCAUUGUGCAUGCAAUGAUAUUUUAAUGAAUUAAAGUACAUGAGAGAUAAGAAACAACAUGAUUACGAAAUAAAAGGUUGAGGACAUCAAAAUAUUCUGUAUUCAAAGCUGAGUGGAUGACCAAUCCUUCACGUAUAGAGAGAUACUGUACGUAACCCAACAUGUUUUUCAAGUGUUUUGAUUACUGACUCGUUUGUCAAAAUAGCCUGUUUUUGUUUGUUUGAAGUUUGUUUGUUUGUUUCUUUUCCUCUACUGCUUUGCCUUAUGUCAGUAAAAUGGUGUCUGGAAACCCCAGUUUCUAUCAUCUUAACUGUCUAGUCUAGCUUUUAUCAUAGAUAAAGAGCUGCAAAAGUCAAUUUCACUAAACAAAAACUAGUAAUAAAGCAAAAACCUAGCACUGCAAAGAGUGGUUUGUCAAUAGCUGAUAAUCAGGGGCUUUCUUCUCCCACUCACAGUUGUGACCGGGUGCCACUUUUUAGUGUUAAUGGCAAUUUUGUGUCUGGGGCAGUGAGAUAAUAGACCACUAUUAAAUCUGAUUCUCUUCGGUGCUAGGAAAGUCAUGCACAAGGUUCCUAGAGAGACGUCACAUCACUGUAGUGCACUGGCAUCUUUUAGGGAAAGGACUUAAAUCCCAGGCCCUCUUUUCCGAGGCAUGGCUCACCAUACCCUCCACCACUGAUGCACGUUGCUGCCUGUUUAAGGCAGCAUCUCUAGAAACUAAGUGCAUUUCUAAGGAUGGAUGAUGCCCACCUGUUCAAAUGUUUGCACAAUAUACCACCAAGGGCUUAGAACUGAGGUGAUUCCACUCAAAAGAGAAUGCUACCAACCAUCAGCAACGUGUCCGUUCAAAAAUAAGGUAGGUUGACAAGGAAAGAAUGAAAUGUUUUCUGAAUACAUCUACAGUUUACUGGCUUAUGAUCAUUUUUAUUCAGCCAUAUGGUUUACUUCUAACACACUCACUUUUACACUUACUUCCAAGUAAAGCAUUCAAUAAGUUAGUGCUGAAAAAAAAACAAACCAUGAAUGAUGUUUUUGUCAUUCAUUUUGCAGCAAUAAGCAGAGUACCUGGCACAUAGUAGGUAUUUAAAACAGGUAUGUUAGUUUAAGAAAAUACAGACAAAUUUUAUUUGGGAUUGAAGAUUAUAAAUGAUUUUCUUUUAAUCUUUAUUUUGCUCAAGAGUUAAUAAAAGCAUGAGUGCAAGGACGACUAAGGGAAGGCAAUAUGAAUGUAAAAGCCGUAAAAUACAUUUUUGCAUUCUACUCUUUUAGGGGCAUGCAGCCAACGAAUGCUUUUGCACUUUUCUUUCCCCGCAUAUGAGACAACAUAUUUUGUAUUUCACUCAAGGCUCUGCCAGUAAAAAGUAAUGAAAUUGUACCUUUCUAAUGACAUCUAUGCAGCAGGGGUCUAUUGCCUUGUGGAUGGUACCAAAUUAUCCAAGUGUAUUAGGAGACUGGGGCUUUUUCCUUUAAUCCCUUCUUAUUAAUGAAGUGCAUCGUGCAGCUCCCAGGAGAGGGCUGCUGACAGAUAUACAGAAAAGAGAUCAGAGAGAAAAAACUGGAAGGACAUAAAUGAAUUAUACCCAGCCAGGAAACGAUGCCAUCUCUUCCCUAAGGAAAAGCACAACAAGCGCCCCCAAAUUGUAAAGUGGUCCCUACCCUGCACAUGUAUAUAGUUCAUCCAAAGAGUACAAAGGGUAAGAGUCAUUUUUUAAGUUUUUGGGGCUUUCUUAAAAUUGGGAAAAGUAGGGGGCUCAGAAUUUGUAUGUAUGUAUGUUUUCAUUAUAGAAGACAUUUUCAUCUCAACUUUUACAGUAGAAGGAGGGUUUUUUUUUUUGGUAUUUAAAUAAUUGCUUAAACAUAAGAUUCCUACACUUUGUUUCUGUUGUUUGAUGUUUUUCAUAAAUUCUUCUACUUUUCUGUCUUCCGAUCCUUUACCUAAUGCAGUUGGCUGGUGUUGGCUUAAACUGUGGCUCAGUCUUGAAGAUUUUAGAAAUAUUUUGAUAACAUGUAUGAUGGAAUGAAGCUAUUUCGUUAUUGGAGGUAUGAUUCCAAAUAGAACAGAGUAUUCUUCUUAGGCCAUGAAACCAGGCAACUGACUUAGUGGUUUAAACUCAAUAAUGAACCAAAAAAAUUCCAAAAUAGAAGAGCAAAUUCAAAUGCUAGAAUCGAUCCCAGCAAAGCUGUUUGUUGCAGCCUGUUGACACUGUUCCCACAUGGUAUGAACAUUUGAUACAGAAAUUGCCUUUGUGACAGCUGAGAAUGACAGUGCGAGCCUAAUAGACAAACUUACCAAGCAACAGAGAGCCAAUAUAAAUUCUCAUCAUAAACACUAUAGAAUAUGCAAAUCCAGAAUAAUUUACGCCUGAAAGUAAUUCUGUCUUUCAUAAUACGUUUAUGGCAUCAAAGUUAUUAGGAAGAUGUAUUUACUACCUGGAAAGUAUAAUGUAAUAAAACUCACUCUCUUAACCACA
This is a messenger RNA of Phacochoerus africanus (Common warthog), 4674 nucleotides long. RefSeq names its product aquaporin 4 (gene AQP4). The coding region runs from base 124 to 1095 and encodes 323 amino acids. The transcript is spliced from 5 exons. Gene Ontology annotation, molecular function: water channel activity. The record is from RefSeq and is a predicted model, not a curated record. Gene Ontology annotation, biological process: transmembrane transport. Gene Ontology annotation, cellular component: basolateral plasma membrane; plasma membrane. NCBI's taxonomy places the organism in Eukaryota, Metazoa, Chordata, Mammalia, Artiodactyla, Suidae.